Molecule: messenger RNA, 4379 nt
Organism: Pungitius pungitius (ninespine stickleback)
Lineage: Eukaryota; Metazoa; Chordata; Actinopteri; Perciformes; Gasterosteidae
Product: S-adenosylhomocysteine hydrolase-like protein 1
Exons: 17
Coding region: 327-1979 (550 amino acids)
Biological process (GO): L-methionine cycle
Cellular component (GO): cytosol
Source: RefSeq, a predicted model, not a curated record
AGCCUGUCGGUUACCGCCCACAAAGUUACUCAGCCAGGUGACAGCUGAGCCCGCUGCCCUCAACGCGACUGAACCCAACGCAGCAUAUAACAGACGAGACAACGACGUCCCGCCAGCGCCAGGUCACUUAUUUGUUGUGAUUAUUAACCGUUUUCACGCGGAAGCAUCUCUUCCGCUCGCUGCUGGAGAGAAGUUAGCUAGCAGCAGGAGAGAACAUCGUCAACGUUAGCUCCUCUGACGUUACUACCGGGGAGAGCGUUCAACGGUUGUUGCUAUCUCGGACCAGAGUUUUUUUUUUUCUUCAUUUUUUGACAGACACCGUCGACAUGUCGGAUCUGUCCGGGGAGGCGAAGCUGGAGGUGAAACAGGCGAGCAAAGAGGUGAAAGAGAGCGAAAACGUAGCGGAAAAAUACUCCGCUAUGACCGUAAGCAAGAACAGCGAAAUGAACAUGGGAGAGCUGUCGUCCGCCUUCAGCGCGGUGCCCACUCACAAACCAGUCAAAAAGCAAAUCCAGUUUGUGGAGGACAAGCAGGAGUUCAGCAGGUUCCCCACCAAGGCCGGCCGUCGCUCCCUGUCCCGCUCCAUCUCCCAGUCCUCCACCGACAGCUACGGCUCCGCCGCGUCCUAUACGGAUAGCUCUGACGAUGAGACCUCACCUCGGGACAAAACUCAGGUGAACUCCAAGGGAAGCAGCGACUUCUGCGUCAAGAGCAUCAAACAGGCUGAAUUUGGAAGACGUGAGAUUGAGAUCGCAGAACAAGAUAUGUCAGCGCUGAUCUCACUCAGGAAGAGAGCGCAGAGUGAGAAGCCGUUGGCAGGUGCCAAAAUAGUAGGCUGCACCCACAUCACUGCUCAGACCGCAGUGCUGAUUGAAACUCUGGCGGCUCUCGGGGCUCAGUGCCGCUGGACUGCAUGUAACAUUUACUCCACACAAAAUGAAGUGGCUGCUGCUCUGUCAGAGACCGGUGUGGCGGUGUUUGCCUGGAAAGGGGAGUCGGAGGAUGAUUUCUGGUGGUGCAUCGACCACUGUGUCAACACUGAGGGUUGGCAGCCCAACAUGAUCCUUGAUGACGGAGGAGAUUUGACGCACUGGGUGUACAAGAAAUACCCCAACGUAUUCAAGAAGAUCAGGGGCAUUGUAGAGGAGAGUGUAACUGGGGUUCACAGGUUAUAUCAGCUGUCUAAAGCUGGAAAACUGUCCGUACCGGCUAUGAAUGUAAAUGACUCGGUGACAAAGCAGAAGUUUGACAACCUCUACUGCUGCAGAGAGUCCAUCCUGGACGGGUUGAAGAGAACCACAGAUGUCAUGUUUGGAGGAAAACAGGUGGUCGUAUGUGGGUACGGAGAGGUUGGAAAAGGUUGUUGUGCUGCUCUGAAAGCUCUCGGAUCUGUCGUCUCUAUUACAGAGAUUGAUCCCAUCUGUGCCCUGCAGGCCUGCAUGGACGGAUUCAGGGUGGUCAAACUGAAUGAGGUCAUUCGCCAGGUUGACGUCAUCAUCACAUGCACUGGGAACAAGAACGUGGUAACCAGAGACCAGCUGGACCGCAUGAAGAAUGGCUCCAUUGUCUGCAACAUGGGCCACUCCAAUACUGAGAUUGAUGUGGCAAGCCUUCGGACCCCCGAGCUGACCUGGGAGAGAGUGCGCUCCCAGGUGGAUCACGUAAUUUGGCCUGAUGGCAAAAGAGUCAUCCUUCUGGCUGAGGGUCGUCUUCUUAACCUCAGCUGCUCCACUGUUCCUACCUUUGUCUUGUCCAUCACAGCCACCACCCAGGCCUUGGCCCUGAUAGAGUUGUACAACGCUCCCGAGGGACGAUACAAGCAGGAUGUUUACUUGCUUCCCAAGAAGAUGGAUGAAUAUGUUGCCAGUCUGCAUCUGACCACUUUUGAUGCCCACCUGACGGAGCUUUCUGAUGACCAGGCCAAGUACCUGGGCCUGAAUAAGAAUGGCCCUUUCAAACCAAACUACUACAGGUAUUAGUUUGCAAGGGAACCACAGCUCAGCUACCAUCAAAGAAAAGAGAAAGAUUUAUGUAUUUAGUUUUUCAUACUUUUCACACGAUGCAAAGUUUUUAUUGAGUUGUAUUUUACUGACUACGUUAGAUUUUGCUUCACUUGCUGUUCAGAACUGCACACGGCACCCAGCUUGAUAUGAAAAUUCAGUGUAACUGAAGCACUUCUAUCUGCUGUUCAGUUAUUAUAUUUUCUACCAUUAUUGUCUGUUUCCAAAUCUGCGUGCCCUGAUGUUAUUUUAGUGCUUCUAUUGAUGUUGAUUAAUGUGUAAUGUGUGUUUUGUGCCAAAUGACUGUGAUAGAGAAGGGCUGAAGUUGUUGUAAAAUGCUUGUGAUUAGUUGUUAAAACCCUCUUAAAGUGAUUCCCUUAAUAUAAACAUAUUAUAUUCCUCCACUUGAAAAUCCAAACCCAUAAAACUAAAACUCUGAGGUUUUUAGCAGCUGUUGGCUCCCUGCUUUGUCUCUCUCAUCAACUUUUACACAGAGCCACUGGCAGCCAAUAAAGAAGUCAAGCUCCAAUUCUAUUUCUCAGGAGUAUGUGAACAAAAUUACCUUUAAUUGGUCAGGUGACAAAAAAAUUGAUUCCAAUUAGUGGCUGGUGUGUGUAUGCUGGGGGCAUAAGUAAGCGAUUAUUUGCUGCCGAACAAGCCAUAAAUACUUGAUAAUCUGAUUGCAAAUCAGGAAUGUUUGUUUCUCUCCGCUAGUGGUCAAAAAUCCCUUAAUGCAGCUUUAAAGUAAUGUGGCGAUGUUCACUUACUUCUUACAUUCCAUCCCCAAGAAAUGUCCCGUUCUGUAGUAUUAUUCACAUUAUAGAAGAAUAAGACGAUUACAGACAUAAAUUGGGCUUUAUUUUCAAGAAUGAUUUUUCCUUUUACGAGGUUUUGGUGUUUACCAAAUCAGCAAUGUCUGAAGUUAGUGUCCAUGUCUAUUCUCAACUGUCAUUUACAUUAAAAGAUUAUUUACAGUGGAACUGUAAAAUAUGUUACCUGUCCAGAGUUAGUUGAUUAUUGCAGCUAUUUACAUUCUGUGUAAAUAUCACGUCAUAGACGACAUGUUGAGCUGUAUGUUUAUGCUGUGCAUGUUGCAGCAGCUGACCAGCCGCCCUCAUUAUUGUAUUUGCUGAAUUGCAACAUUGAGUUUAUUGUUCGAUUUGUCAGAGGAACUUACUCACGUAAUAACUAGAGGCUGUCUCUUUUUCUGUUGAAAAUUCUAACUGAGUUUUUGUGACAAACUAGUUUUGUGAUGCUUUUCCCUGUUCAAAAAGCUAAGAACAGAUUUUGUGAGGCUUGUUACAUGCACAAAGUCAUUAUGCCACUUUUACUUCUACUACUACGUAAAUUUAACACAAAUAGUCUAUUUAGCUGAGUGAUUCUUUUUUUAAUUCAAACUAUAUACUCUGGAGGUAGUAGUUGUGUCGUGCUAAUUUUUUUGCUUUUCAACAUGCUGUUUAUCAUGCGCAUGGUCUGUUGGCCAAAUCUUACACCAAACUGUUGACAGCAUUACUGUCCCGGAUGAGGGUUGAGAACCGUGUUACCUUUUUAAGGUGUUUCAUCAUGCUUCACCAAGCCGUACCCACAGAAAUACAGUGUUUCCUGUAUUUCAUCUUUGUGAAUUUUAGCCAACACAGUCUCAUCCCUUGCUCCGGCUGUUUAAUUGUCUGUUAGCCAACGGGAUGCUGCUAUAAAAUCCUUUCAUCUUUGCACUAGGACCUUUUUUAAAAGCAUCAGAGUUUGAGGACGUCAUUGUAAGCAAGAUAAGCGCUGUGACUGUGGUUACUGGUCAGUUGACAGUGCCUUGUGACUCACUUACUCAUUUAUAUUCACAUGUAUUACUGUUUUCUGAGGGAUGUCCCUAUUGUUAUUUUGCAAUAUACAGUGAUCGCUAUGCAGCAAAACCAACUCUCCAAUGGUUGGGCUUUACUAGAACAAUAGGCAUUGCUGUAAGAUGACUAAUGAUUCAAAACAUUAGUGGACCACAUUUAUAGUCUUGAUCAAUUUAGAUUUUUUUUUUGAUUUCUUGUAAAAAUCAGGCAUUUUAAAUAGUUUGCAGUGGUCACUUAAAAUAGGUCUUUAACAUGUUUUAACUAAUUUGACCCUUGUUGUAAAUCUAUUAUAGAGACAAAUGAAUGUAUUCUUAGUGGAACAAACAUCUUGACGCUUGUAAAAUUGAACCAAAUAAGCUCCUUUGUGAUUUGACUGCACACUGCUAAUUGUUUGAAGUUUUUGACGUUGAGAUGAGUGUUUGUUUGAAGAAUUACAAAGUAAUUACAAAAGCAGGUUAUUUUCGACAACACAAUUUUGGCAGUGUGCACACCCUGCUAGAUUUAUUUGCACAGUUCCCUUUAAUAAAAUACUUGUUUAGAUUUAAAA